GUUUGGUUUUGGCGGGAGCGUGUGUGCGUUUCUGCUCUUGCAUGAACGGCGAUGUGAUCGGAUCGUGGUAGAGCGUAAAUUGUUGUUUUGUUAGUAGAGGGUCAGCGUAAUUGUCUCUUGAAAGAUUCUUUUGCAGUUUCUUUGCCCCCUCUAGUUGUUCUCUGACGAUGGGAAUUACCGGUUUAUCGAAGGUAAUCGCUGACAAUGCGCCCGAUGCUAUUAAGGAAUCCGACAUCAAGAGCUACUUUGGAAGGAAAAUCGCAAUAGAUGCGUCGAUGUGCUUGUACCAGUUCCUGAUCGCAGUGCGUCAAGAAAACAACAUGCUCACCAACAGUGAAGGCGAGACCACAAGCCACCUGGUCGGGUUCUUCUACCGAACAAUCCGAAUGAUUGAGAAUGGGAUCAAACCCGUGUAUGUUUUUGAUGGAAAGCCGCCGGGCAUGAAAUCGUCGGAGCUUGAAAAACGCCAAGAACGUAGAGAGGCAGCCGAGAAGGAACUGGAGAAGGCAGAAGAAGCAGGAAACCAAGAAGAAAUCAAUAAAUUCAGCAAGCGACUCGUAAAAGUGACCAGGCAGCAUGGUGAAGACUGCAAGAAACUUCUAGCUCUUAUGGGUGUUCCAUAUAUAGAAGCCCCAUGUGAAGCUGAAGCUCAGUGUGCUGAGCUUGUUAAAGGUGGUAAGGUUUACGGGACUGCAACUGAAGAUAUGGAUGGGUUGACUUUUGGCACAAAUGUCCUGCUUCGUCACAUGACAUACAGUGAAGCUCGAAAAAUGCCUAUCAAGGAGUUCAACCUUGACAAAGUACUCAGUGGGCUCGAGAUGAAUCGUGACGAGUUCAUAGAUCUUUGCAUUCUACUUGGGUGCGACUACUGUGAAAGUAUUCGAGGAAUUGGACCAAAACGGGCAGUGGAGCUCAUCAAGCAGCACAAGUGCAUUGAAAAAAUAAUCACUGCAAUUGACACCAAGAAAUAUACUGUGCCUGAAGAUUGGCCCUACAAAGAAGCCCGUCAGCUUUUUUUGGAACCUGAGGUUACUCCGGCUGAUAAUGUCCAAUUGAAAUGGAGUGAUCCUGAUGAAGAAGGUCUUGUAAAAUUCCUUUGCGAGGAGAAUGGCUUCAGUGAAGAGCGCAUCCGAAAUGGUGCCAAGAAGCUGCUGAAGGGGCGUAACAGCACCACUCAGGGGAGGUUGGACACCUUCUUCAAGGUCCUUCCAUCAGAUUCUUCAGCCAAGCGCAAGAGUGAAACAGCAAAUGAAGCCAACAAAAAGAAAGCAAAGGCAGCUGCUGGGAAAGGUGGCAAGUUCAAGAGGGGCAAAUGAAGCCACAGUACCACAUACAACCACAACUAGAAAACAUUUGGCAUUUAAUUGUGCGCUUUUCCUUCCUAGCUGCAUGUCUCGUCAGUUUUAUUAA
Molecule: messenger RNA, 1410 nt
Organism: Rhipicephalus sanguineus (brown dog tick)
Lineage: Eukaryota; Metazoa; Arthropoda; Arachnida; Ixodida; Ixodidae
Gene: Fen1
Product: flap endonuclease 1
Exons: 11
Coding region: 168-1316 (382 amino acids)
Cellular component (GO): nucleus
Molecular function (GO): DNA binding; 5'-3' exonuclease activity; 5'-flap endonuclease activity
Source: RefSeq, a predicted model, not a curated record